This is a messenger RNA of Stylonychia lemnae, 1866 nucleotides long. Lineage: Eukaryota; Ciliophora; Spirotrichea; Sporadotrichida; Oxytrichidae. The record is from the annotation of a GenBank genome assembly.
AUGAACCUGACUAACAGCAGAAUAUAAGAAUUUAACAAGCAACCCAGCAAUCAGAUACUAGAGAAUUAAAAAGAUAUUGAAAUUAUGGGGUAUAGUUCACCUCUUAAAUUUUCAUCAUAGUAUCAAAAUAGUAACCAGCAAAUCCCAAGCUAUUAAAAUUUGAGUUUUCCUAUAAAGAAAGGCAGUUCUUAAGUUUUAAACGAUAAGUUUAGAGCAGCUAGUAAUUUAUUAGGCAAGAGAUCUUUUUCAAAAAUUGCAAACAAUAAAUUAUAACCGAAGAAAUUCAGCCUCCCUUUAUCUCAUACAAAUCAUGAAGAUCAGAUUUAACUGUUAAUUCAAUAGAAUAAUUCAUCAAUUGAUCUUCUAGACAUGAUAUUUGAGAGCUCUCCCGCAAAAAAGGAAAGGGCAGAAAAUGAUAGCCUUAGCUAAUAGUCUUCAAAAAGAUAGUAAAAGAUAGCAAGAAAAUCAUCCCAACAAUUGCAAGCUCUGGAGAUAUUCUUUAAACAAAAUCCCUUCCCUUGGACUUAAGAACUUGUAGUUCAAGUAGCAACUGAGACUGGUUUAUCGAUGACCCAGGUUUACAAGUGGGGUUGGGAUUAGAGAAGUAAGCUUAGCAAAAGAUAUUUGCUUUAAUAACAUGCAUGUUAGUCACGGGUUCAGCAUCCUCAUUUUCCUCUACUUAUAUAAGAAUAAGAUAACUUAGAUUAGACCAUUUAGUAAUAGAGUCUUACUCAACUAUAAUAGAAUACUUCGAAUAUCGACAAGCUCAACUCUGAGUUUUCUCAGGCAGAGAUGCAGAGAUAUAUAAGACUGAGUACUGAUGAGUUCGGAGGCUAUUCAAAACCUAAAUGGAAUUAAUCGAAUGUAAGCUACAAUACUUAUGGUAGUAAUACUCUUAAAUAUUAAGAUGAAAAUCAAGCCGAUUCUCAAUUUUUGGAAGAUUAAAAAGAUGACGAAAAUUUAUGUAAACUAGUAGGAAUAGAUAUUGAAACCAAACUCUAGGAGCUUUUACUUACUAUCAAAUAUUAAGACUAGAAGGAAAGGGAGUAAGAUGAGACAAAUAAGGAAAUAGACAAAGUCUCAAUAUCUAAUGAAGAUUCCUAAUCUUAAAUUUAGAGUGCCUAUACUUAUACAAAUACUUUACAACAACAGAAAUUCAAAAAUUCUAUUCCUAAGCUGGCUUUUCAGAACUUUCAGUUGGUAAAUAGCCACCAGUAGCUUACUCUACCAAGAUCCAGACUGGAAUCAGAAAACUUCUUUUCUGAUAUGAGAUCAACAACCGCCAACACUAGAGAAAAUACUCCAUAAGUAUAAUUCAAUGAUGUAAAUACGCAUCAGAUCAUUCAUAAAAUUAAAGUUCAAUUGGUGAAAAGGGAUUUGCAAUGCCAUGAAGAACUUAUCAGUUAGACAGAGGAUUUAGAUUGUGAUAUUGACAAGGUAGGAGAUAUGUUUAGAUAAAGACUUAACUAAUAUAGAGCUAAUUUAGCAAGAAAAAUUUAACAAUAGAUACAACAAUAGACGCAAGCCACUGAAGCUUUAGAACACUCUCAAUGUAUCUAAUAAAGCAUGAGAGAUCAAAGUGGUAGUAACACUUAAGACUAAGCAUGCCUUUUUCUCAAAUCAAGUUAAAGUAUGAAAGAGAGUGAAAAUCCAGAAUAUCAAAGAGAACAAAGGUUAUCAUGCUAAUUUUAAGAGUAUUAAGAAGAAUUCAUUUUCCAAACUAUGAAUGACUCUAAAUCAAUCAAUGUAGAUGAAGUCAUUAAUUUUUCAUCAUCCAUCUAAGUAUCGUCAAGAAAUGAAAGACUAAUCCACAAAGAUUAGUCGUACAAUGUAAAAGAAGAUUAAAAGUCUGCUAAAUUAGCUUGA